AUGGUUUCCUGGGCGAGGCGCUCUAGCCUGCGCAGAUUGAGACGUCGCGGCGGCCUUGCUAGGCUACCGAAGGCUCCGGAGGGUGUCUCGCUGGUCGCGCGGUCGGCUAUGGAGACCCUGCGCAAAGCGCUGAUUGCGGGCGCAGUGCUGGGCGCGGGAGCUGGCGUGGGCACCGCGCUCUUUGUCCUCGUGACCCCGGGAGAGCAGCAGAAGCAGGCGAUGCUGAAGGAGAUGCCGGAGCAGGACCCGCAGCGCAGGGACGAGGCGGCCAGGACCAAACAGCUACUUCUGGCCACUCUGCAGGAGGCAGCGGCCACGCAAGAGAACGUCGCCUGGAGAAAGAACUGGAUGAGUGACGGCGGCGGAAAGUCAGCCUGAGGCCAGACCUGCCCCCGUGCGCGCCGGGACCUCCGCUGCAGCGCAGGAACCCGAGCCGGCCUUA
Kogia breviceps (pygmy sperm whale) is the source of this 442-nucleotide messenger RNA. It is a transcript of the gene UQCC3, whose product is annotated as ubiquinol-cytochrome c reductase complex assembly factor 3. The record is from RefSeq and is a predicted model, not a curated record. NCBI's taxonomy places the organism in Eukaryota, Metazoa, Chordata, Mammalia, Artiodactyla, Physeteridae. Gene Ontology annotation, biological process: mitochondrial electron transport, ubiquinol to cytochrome c; mitochondrial respiratory chain complex III assembly. Gene Ontology annotation, cellular component: mitochondrial inner membrane.